Messenger RNA from Talaromyces amestolkiae, 1200 nucleotides. RefSeq lists its product as uncharacterized. The coding region runs from base 1 to 1200 and encodes 399 amino acids. NCBI's taxonomy places the organism in Eukaryota, Fungi, Ascomycota, Eurotiomycetes, Eurotiales, Trichocomaceae. The transcript is spliced from 2 exons. The record is from RefSeq and is a predicted model, not a curated record.
AUGUCCGACGACGAAUUUAUUUACGACGACGACGAUGACUGGUACUGGUACGAAGACGACAAUAUGGGGCUUGGGGAUGAACUAGCAGAAAACGCCGUGCACUCUCCCAUCAUGGUGGAAGAUCCAUCCCUUGAAACCGUCGAUACCUACAGCGACUGGGAAUACUACUCUGAUGACUAUUACGACGACGAUCCGACCAUAACCACAAAACACGAAACGAACGGCGAGCGUCGGAACAAGAGGCGAAAGCUGUCUUCCAUCGAAAAUGUCCCGAAUCUUUCGCUCGGCUCUUCCAUUGUCGAUCCAUCUACGUCCAUGGCAAAUUCAUUCAGGGGUGUAUUGUGGAGGGUGCCUGUGAAAACAGACGACCAGAUUGAAUUAUAUGAGCCCGGAAAAGGAGAGCAGGUCGCUCUGUUAAGUGACUGGAGAAAACUUUUCCAGACUCCAUUACAUAUUCCGGAUGGCACCAAAACCGGUGAUCAUGAAAUUAAUGGCGAUGUCAAGAAUGGUGUCAGUGCCAUUAGCGCCAAAUUGCCCCAACGUCUAGAUCUCGAGAGUGUCGUGGACGGAAAACACGGCAGAUACUCUCCGCCACCACUUUCGAUUGAGAAUCUAGACACGACUAUCAGUCGCCAACGGCAAAAGCUGUCACAGCCGGAAAUGCAGAUUGCGCCUGAGAAUGUACCCGCGGAAACGGUGAUCGUCGCAGAUAGCGAAGAUGAGGAGAUACUAGACGAAAUAGACGAAACAACUAUCGCAGUAGCCGAGAUGGACACCGUUGACGACGACAAGGAGAAUACGGUUCUAUCAGAAAAGGAAGACCAAAUUCCACAUCACCCUACAAUCAGAGUUGAAAUACCGACACUAGCAGCCGCUAUGAAGGAGGACGCCUUGAAUCAAAACACCCCGCCACGUAAAAAGGGUCCAAAACCGAAAACUGCCACGACAGAGCAAGUGUUAAGCAAUGGAACUAAGAAAGCUGCGACCACACACACGCCUACAAAACGAGGCCGAAAGAGAGCCUUGGACGCUGAUAAGGAAGAUGAGGAAUCACCAGAAGCCAGCAAAAGAAGAUCAAAAAGGGUAGCUUCAUCUGCAACUACGAAAGCAACAAAGGGCAACGAAUCGGACAAAAAACGUACGCGUACGAACUUGAUAGAUUCACCGAGAGAAGAGCGUGGAAAGAGGAGGAGGACCUAA